GGCUCGUGGGCGGCCCCAGGACUGAACCGCUGACACCUCCCCUGCCGGCCCUGAUGCACUUGAGAGGCCCGGUCGGGGCCUGACCGAGGAGCGAGGGGUGGAGAGCGAGGCCGCCGGGGGUCCCCCGCACCUACUCGGCGGCCGGAGGGAGCCCGACCGGGCGUCGCGGGUCCGCGGUGGCUUCCCCCCAAGGGUCCUUGUUGUCACAUUUCUUGAUAUUCUGUUGAACCUUCUUAAGAAUUCAGAGAAACUUCUGGGUGACCACUGAAAGAAAGAUCUAAUCUCCAGGCUUACGCAUAGUCCAUCCACUCCAUCAGAAUAAUGUCCUACGUUUUUGUAAAUGAUUCGUCUCAGACUAAUGUGCCCUUGCUACAAGCCUGUAUUGAUGGAGACUUUAACUAUUCCAAGCGGCUUUUGGAAAGUGGCUUUGACCCAAAUAUUCGUGACAGCAGGGGCAGAACUGGCCUUCACCUCGCAGCAGCUAGAGGGAAUGUAGACAUCUGCCAGCUGUUGCAUAAAUUUGGUGCUGAUCUUCUGGCCACAGAUUAUCAAGGAAACACAGCUCUUCAUCUCUGUGGCCAUGUGGAUACUAUUCAAUUCUUAGUUUCCAAUGGACUCAAAAUUGAUAUUUGUAAUCAUCAAGGUGCUACACCCUUGGUUCUGGCAAAGCGCAGAGGAGUGAAUAAAGAUGUCAUUCGAUUGCUGGAAUCUUUGGAAGAACAAGAGGUAAAAGGAUUUAACAGAGGAACUCACUCAAAACUGGAGACCAUGCAGACAGCUGAGAGUGAAAGUGCCAUGGAAAGCCAUUCUCUCCUCAAUCCCAACCUGCAGCAAGGGGAAGGAGUCCUGUCCAGCUUCCGAACCACAUGGCAGGAAUUUGUCGAGGACCUGGGCUUCUGGAGGGUGUUGCUCUUGAUCUUUGUCAUUGCUUUGCUAUCUCUUGGCAUUGCAUACUAUGUGAGCGGGGUGCUCCCCUUUGUGGAGAACCAGCCGGAACUGGUGCAUUAAAGGAGCCCAUGGGGGUGGGGCCUGUGUCUCUUUCCUGGCUUCCACUGUUGUCCUGAGUUUCUCAAACGUUUUCUCUUAGUGCAAGGCAGUGAGGGCUGUACAUUUUUUCUUUGUGCAUUUUUAUGUAUUGUAAUCCUUUUCGAACAACGUGGUCAUUUGAACUAACCACAUACCGUAGUCAAGUAUACUUCAUCCUAAAGCUACCUCUGACUCAGCCCAACUUGUUAGAAUGCCUUCACAUAGCCUUGUUUCAUAAAAACGUGGAGG
Mustela erminea (ermine) is the source of this 1275-nucleotide messenger RNA. It is a transcript of the gene ANKRD46, whose product is annotated as ankyrin repeat domain 46. NCBI's taxonomy places the organism in Eukaryota, Metazoa, Chordata, Mammalia, Carnivora, Mustelidae. The record is from RefSeq and is a predicted model, not a curated record. Gene Ontology annotation, molecular function: protein binding. Bases 322 to 1008 code for a protein of 228 amino acids. The transcript is spliced from 5 exons.